GUGUCUGGUGAACACGACUAAUAUUAUCUAUAAAAUAAUUGUGAUAAGACACUAUCUUCAUUGAAAAGCAUAAUAAAUAUUCCGUAUUGUAAAGUUGGCGACAUUGGUGAUAUCCUCAACCGUUAACCGUUUUUUACAUAGAACGUAAAUAGUAGUAGAUACUAGAUAUACAAAAUUGAAAAUAAUAUAAUUACUAAUUAUUAUUAAUCUGUACGAUACGAUUCAUUUUUAAUAACAUUUAAACCAGGAUUCGGAUCAGGUUUAUUAUUGAUUUAUAAUAUUUAAUAUGUUUUCACAAAUCAUACGUAAUGUAAAUCUAGAUGUCGAGCCAUCAUCGAAUGUCUCGAACGAAUUUAGUGAACUAUUGAAACUAUCUGAGCAAUCUCAUUUAGAAUAUGAAGAAGCAAAGACCAAACUAGAAGAGAUCAAUAAGGAAAUAAAUCACUAUGAUGAACAGUUGAAUAUUAUUGAAAGAGAACGUGUCAAACUAAUGUCGGAGUUGGCUCUUCAAAUGCAGAUGAAACACGACUUAAAAAAUAAAGUGGAAAGUCUGAAAAAUAUACUACAAUCAACGGAAUUUGACUUAAAAAAAUAUAACAAAAUGAAGUUAAGUACUGCUGAUCAAGAUAUUUUUUCUCUUACCAAAAAAAAAUUCAUUACUUAUAAGAAUAUGUUGAAGAUAUAUUUUGAUUAUUCCAAUGGUGCAAAUGCAACUACACAAAAAGGAUAUACAUAUAACAGAAUCACAAAAAAAUUAGCCUAUUUUGAGUUUAAUACAGAUGAAAAAACCGACAAUGAAAUUUCAGAAUGUUUGUGGAACAAAAUUAAGUUAGUUUCAGAUAAAAAUUGGGAAACAUUAUCUGUAUAAUAAUUUUAUUUACCUGUAAUUAUGUAUUUUUAAAUAAAUAAUUUAAAUUUAAGAUUAGGAAUUUGAUUUUUAUUUUGAACAAUUGUGAAUUGCCAAUUAGCAUACUACUUAUUUUUUUUUAAAUUUAAAUAGAUGACGUUACAGUUGCUAAGCUUUUUGAUAAAAUAAAGUGUUUUUAUUCUAACAAAUCUUAUAUUACUUAUUACUUAAUCAUUAUAUAAUUUGUUGUAUAAAAAAAUAAACAUUUCUAAUUAAAUAUCUACAAGUAAAAUUUAAAAUAAAUAUUUCAUCAGUAAUAUUUAUACUUGUUAAAAUAUGUUAUGUAUUUUGUAUGUUUAUUGUUUAAUGUUUAAUAAUAUUAUUUUAUACUUGAUUUACUUUUUUAAUUGUAUUUUAUAAUAGUAUAUUAAUAUAGAUAAUGUAUAAUAUAUUAUUUGUAGUUAGGUCUAUUAACAAUAUUAAGAUACUUUAAUUUUAAAAUGUAUUAAUUUACUAAUUUAAAAUUUUUGUUUUUGCUUUUGUACAUAAUAAGGUGAACUGUGUAGUGCUAAUAAAUAUUAAUUGGAUAAAUAACAAUAA
Molecule: messenger RNA, 1447 nt
Organism: Rhopalosiphum padi (bird cherry-oat aphid)
Lineage: Eukaryota; Metazoa; Arthropoda; Insecta; Hemiptera; Aphididae
Exons: 5
Coding region: 287-868 (193 amino acids)
Source: RefSeq, a predicted model, not a curated record